AUGGCCACCAUGACGGUGACGAUGCCACCGGCGUCGAAGAACACCUCAAAGAAGAACGCAAAGCUAGUCCCAGAGAACGAGCGAUUCAUGCGAGCAUGCUCCGACAUUGCAAAUGCGCUCAUUCUGGAUUAUGAGUCUCAGAGAGACUCUUCGAAACCGAAGAGAGAUAUCAAUCUGAACAAGUUGCGGGGUCAAGUAUCGAAGAAGCAUUCCCUAGCCACUCAGCCGCCACUUACGGCCAUUAUUGCGGCCGUUCCAGAACACUACAAGAAAUACAUUUUGCCGAAGCUGAUUGCAAAGCCGAUCCGUACCUCAUCUGGUAUCGCUGUCGUUGCCGUGAUGUGCAAACCCCACCGAUGCCCCCAUAUCGCUUAUACCGGUAACAUCUGCGUCUACUGUCCCGGCGGUCCUGACUCCGAUUUUGAAUACUCCACACAAUCUUAUACCGGAUACGAGCCGACCUCCAUGCGCGCGAUUCGUGCGCGAUACGACCCCUUUGAACAGGCCCGAGGACGAGUUGACCAGAUCAAGUCUAUGGGACACAGUGUGGAUAAGGUUGAAUAUAUCAUUAUGGGUGGAACAUUCAUGUCUCUGCCCGUCGAUUACCGGGAUUCGUUUAUUUCUCAACUACACAAUGCGCUGAGUGGAUACCAAACCGACAAUGUGGAUGAAGCCGUGCAGGCGGGCGAAAUGAGCAAUGUCAAGUGUGUGGGUAUCACAAUCGAGACUCGACCCGACUACUGUCUUGAUACUCACUUGAGCAGCAUGCUUCAAUACGGAUGUACGCGUCUGGAGAUUGGCGUCCAGAGUCUGUAUGAGGAUGUUGCGCGCGAUACCAACCGUGGUCAUACUGUUGCGGCCGUCGCGGAGACCUUCAAGCUUUCCAAGGAUGCCGGUUUCAAAGUUGUCAGCCACAUGAUGCCUGACUUGCCGAAUGUGGGCAUGGAACGCGAUCUGUUCCAGUUCCAGGAAUACUUUGAGAACCCUGACUUCCGUACCGAUGGCCUUAAGAUCUAUCCCACACUCGUCAUCCGAGGCACUGGUCUGUAUGAGCUGUGGCGAACGGGUCGGUAUAAGAACUACACUCCCAACGCCCUGAUUGACCUGGUGGCUCGCAUCAUGGCAUUGGUACCCCCAUGGACUCGUAUCUACCGAGUUCAACGUGAUAUCCCAAUGCCGCUCGUCACUUCCGGUGUCGAGAAUGGUAACCUGCGCGAACUGGCGCUGGCGCGAAUGAAGGACUUCGGAACAACCUGCCGUGAUGUCCGGACUCGUGAAGUCGGUAUCAAUGAAGUUAAGAACAAGAUUCGCCCCUCGCAGAUCGAGUUGAUUCGUCGUGAUUACGCCGCCAACGGCGGCUGGGAAACUUUCUUGGCCUACGAGGAUCCGAAGCAGGAUAUCCUCAUCGGUCUCCUUCGUCUGCGCAAGUGCAGCGAUACCCACACAUUCCGCCCAGAGUUCACCGGCCAGCAAACUAGUAUUGUUCGGGAGCUUCACGUUUACGGAUCCGCGGUGCCUCUUCAUGGACGUGAUGCUCGCAAGUUCCAGCACCGCGGCUUUGGUACACUGCUUAUGGAGGAGGCGGAGCGUAUUGCCCGCGAGGAGCAUGGCAGUCGCAAGAUCAGUGUUAUCUCCGGUGUUGGUGUCCGUAGCUACUACGCCCGCCUUGGUUACACUCUAGACGGUCCUUAUAUGUCCAAGAUGUUGGAUCCUUGGGAGGAUGAGGAGUAA
Molecule: messenger RNA, 1731 nt
Organism: Penicillium verhagenii
Lineage: Eukaryota; Fungi; Ascomycota; Eurotiomycetes; Eurotiales; Aspergillaceae
Product: Elongator subunit ELP3
Exons: 2
Coding region: 1-1731 (576 amino acids)
Biological process (GO): tRNA wobble base 5-methoxycarbonylmethyl-2-thiouridinylation
Cellular component (GO): nucleus; elongator holoenzyme complex; cytoplasm
Molecular function (GO): acyltransferase activity, transferring groups other than amino-acyl groups; iron-sulfur cluster binding
Source: RefSeq, a predicted model, not a curated record